UCAUAACGCCAAACUCCUUCUGGUCAUACCCAUGUAGCAGAGGGCACGGCGCCUCGCCAUCAGUCGUUGCUAUGGUUUCCAGGAUCCAGACCCAGACGGAUGUUGUGGUUUUACUUCUUCCUUUUUUGUCGGCCGAAGUCUGGCUCUGCUGUCUGGAUCCCGUUAAAGGCGACGCCGGGAGCGGGCAAGAUGGAAAUCGCCGUAUGCAAGAGUAAUGGGGAAACGUUAGGGGCAGGCGGGUAGGCUGGACGACAACUAUCUUCACCGAGCAGGCAUCGUUUGGGCCGUGUCGUCGUAAAGCGAUGCAGUGUCUGUCGGGGGCGGCCCCGCCCGGGGAGCUGGUGCAGGUGUGUUUCCCCGGGGCCCAGAGCUCGUUGCUGGACAGCCUGAACCUCCAGCGGGAGGACAGGCAGCUGUGUGACCUCUCCAUCGUGGUGCAGGGCCAGGUGUACCGCGCCCACCGCUGCGUCCUCGCCGCCGCCUCGCCCUACUUCCAUGACCAGGUGCUCCUGAAGAACAUGUGUACGGUGAGCAUCCCGGCGGCCAUGGACCCGCUGGCCUUCGAGGGCGUGCUGAGCUGUGCGUACACCGGCCGCCUGCGCAUGGCACGCCACGACAUCGUCAACUACCUGACGGUGGGCAGCGUGCUGCAGAUGUGGCACAUUGUGGACAAGUGCACCGAGCUGCUGAAGGAGGGCCGGGCGGCCCCCGCCACCGCCGCCGCCACCGCCGGGGGCGGAGUCAGCGAGGGAGGGGCGGGGUCCACGGGCGAGGGCGGCGCCGAGGGAAGCCGAGUCGGCAGCGUGAGCGGGGGGGCGACGGGGCGCCACUCCACCGUCUCCAAGGAGGAGCAGGAGGCCCCCCCGCCCAGCGGCCCGGCCCUGAGCGAGAGCCAGUCCCCCAGCAGCACAAACUACUUUAGCCCCAGGCACGGGAGCGGCCUCGGAGGGGGAGGAGCCACCGGCACGGGGGCCUCUGGGGAGGGGGGAGGAGCUAAUACCACCCCGAGCUACUGCACCCCCUCGGGCGGGGAGGAGGCCUUCCUCAUCGAAGAGGAGGAGGAGGAGGAGGAGGAGGAGGAGGAGGGGACGUACCACCAGAGGAAGAGGCUCGGGGGAGGAGGUGGCAGGAGGAGGAAGGGCUCAGCGUGCGAGCAGGAAGUGGGCGUCAGUGACAGCUUCGGCGUGUCGUCCUAUCAGGCGGGGGAGGAGAGGCGGGGCUACAGCCAGUCAGGCUCCGCCCCCCGUAAGCAGUGGGUGGUGGUGAAGACGGAGCAGGAUGCCGACGACGACCUCAUCCUGGUGUCUGGGGAGGAGGACGAGGAGGACGAGGAGGACGAGGAGGACGAGGUGGCUCUGGCCCGGGCGCGGGAGCGGGACCACUUCAACAUCUCCAACGUCAGGAGCCUGUCCUCGGAGAUGGGCCGGAGGGCCGCCUCCCACAUGGACACCCAGGCGGACUACUGCCAGUCCUCGGAGGACUUCCUGCGCCUGGAGAGCAGCCUCAUGGAGCACUCCCUGGCCCAGCACCUCCACGAGGCCGGGGGCCUGUCCGGGGGCCCGUCGCGGGGCCUGUCCUCCUCGCUGCUGGGGCCCGGCGGCGGCGGCGGCGGCGGCGCGGCCCGGGGCCAGCUCUUCCCCCUGGACAUGCAGGGCAACCCCAUCCUGCUGUACAGCCCGGCCCCCGGCAGCGCCUCCCUGGACCCCGGGGGCCGCGACGCCGGCUCCUACAAGGGCCACGCCCACCCCCUGGAGCACGGGGCGGUGCACCUGGGCGGGCUGCCCCCCGACGCCAUGGACCCCGGGGCGGGGGGGGGGAUGGGCGGCGGCGGCGGCGGCGGCGGCGGGAAGCUGUUCAUGUGCCACUGCGGCAAGACGUUCACGCACCGCAGCAUGCGGGACCGCCACGUCAACAUGCACCUGGACCUGCGGCCCUUCCACUGCCCCGUCUGCGCCAAGCGCUUCAAGAUGAAGCACCACCUCACGGAGCACAUGAAGACGCACACCGGCCUCAAGCCCUACCGCUGCGGCGGCUGCGCCCGCAAGUUCAUGUGGCGCGACAGCUACAUGCGGCACCGCGCGCAGUGCGAGCGCGGCGGCGGCGGGGGGGAGGAGCCUGUGCCCUCGCCGCACUACCUCCUCCCCCCCCCGCUCUCCUCCGAGGAGGGAGGGCUCGGGGGUCGCGGUAACCAUAGCAACGCCGGCAUGGGCGGCCAGGGGGCGGGGCCGCUUGGGGUUGUGGGCGGGGCGGGGGCGGGGCGGGAGCAGUGCGGCGAUGAGGACCCGUGUGAGGCCAGGGCCAACGACGGCAGCGUCACCUAGAGGCGGCGGCGGCGCAGCAUCGUCGUUAGCCGCGGCUGCUGAAUGAGCUAUAGCUACGGCGGCUAGCAGCGGAACACGGACACUAGCUGCAGACGCUAGCUACGGGGCUAGCUUCGUGGGCCCCCCCGUGUUCCCGUGCCACUAUGGACUGAACUGUACCUUUUUGACCUCAAACACCUCUGACCUACGACCUUAUCGCUUCUCUCUCAUCUGUAUGCCUGUCCGGUUGCUAAUGACAACGCUUUGUGGUUGUGAUGGACUGUUCUGCGUUGUCUAAACCGCUUCCCAAAAAACAGGUUGCGUGAGAAUGGACCGUGUGUGUGCAUGUGCGCGCGCGUUUGAGAUAUAUCUGUCGCUGUCUGGUACAGUAAUUUAUUACAGUUUAUUAAACCGUACUGAAAUAUUUUAAAGGGACACUGUAACAUUUUAAGUAAUUUAUUACCUCAAAUCAACGUUUUCAUUCAUAAAUAAGUCCUCAUUGGUGUAAAAUUAUCUCUGCCAAAAAUCGCACUAAUCCUCCUGAGCGAAGAAUAAUUAAUAUGUAGUUACAUAGGACGGGUAAGCUUCAUGGAGGCUUCCAUGUUCUUCCGGUCUAUGAACGGCCGAGAGAGACAAAAAGCACUACGUGGUACAGGAAAUGCAAACGCAUUUUCACUCUGAGCCAGCGUGAAUGAUGACUGAAAUAAUUCACUAUCACCCGAGGAGUAAUUACUCAUACAUCAUUAGCUUACACUAAUGAUUCAAUGCAGUUUGAAAUUUGUUUGAAAUAACGAACCUCAUCAUCACUCGAAUGACUCGAUUAGGUAGUAUUGGAUGUCAUGACACAGCUUCUUGGCACAUACUGCCCACCGUAGUUUUUGAACAAGCGAGCACUAUUAGUUUGAAUGCAAUAUACAAUUGUACCACUAGAUGGGAAUCAUUUUUACACAGUGUCCCUUUAAAGUAACACCACACUAAAGGUUUGUUGAACAUGUUUCUGUUUGAGCAGGGUGUGAAGACGUGCUUUAAAUGCCUGAUUAAGAUCAGACGUUCAUGUCAACAGCAGACCCUCUAGGGCCAUUUUGAUUUAGUUUCUGUUCAUUGAUUUAAAUAUUGUUAUUGUACUGAUGGCUA
Gadus macrocephalus (Pacific cod) is the source of this 3434-nucleotide messenger RNA. It is a transcript of the gene zbtb22b, whose product is annotated as zinc finger and BTB domain containing 22b. Gene Ontology annotation, biological process: regulation of transcription by RNA polymerase II. NCBI's taxonomy places the organism in Eukaryota, Metazoa, Chordata, Actinopteri, Gadiformes, Gadidae. The transcript has 6 exons. Gene Ontology annotation, molecular function: protein binding; RNA polymerase II cis-regulatory region sequence-specific DNA binding; DNA-binding transcription factor activity, RNA polymerase II-specific. The record is from RefSeq and is a predicted model, not a curated record. Bases 303 to 2321 code for a protein of 672 amino acids.